Molecule: messenger RNA, 699 nt
Organism: Cyphellophora attinorum
Lineage: Eukaryota; Fungi; Ascomycota; Eurotiomycetes; Chaetothyriales; Cyphellophoraceae
Product: NADH-ubiquinone oxido 23 kDa subunit, mitochondrial
Exons: 2
Coding region: 1-699 (232 amino acids)
Biological process (GO): mitochondrial electron transport, NADH to ubiquinone; mitochondrial respiratory chain complex I assembly
Cellular component (GO): membrane
Molecular function (GO): NADH dehydrogenase activity; 4 iron, 4 sulfur cluster binding
Source: RefSeq, a predicted model, not a curated record
AUGGCGUCCUCUAUUCGUCCAGCAUCUCGCCUGGUCGCGAGACCGCUGUCCUCCUCCUUGGUAGCUCUUCGACAAGCUCAAAGCUCGUCACCGUUCCUCGUCCGCGCUACUACAUCCCAGUUCCAUACCUCAAGAACACAAUAUGCCACACCCAUGGGCCCGCCACCAAAAGGCUUCCGGCUGCCCAAGCCUAAGCGAUUCGACGAGGGCGAGCACGUAGUCGACAAAGCCAGCAACUACUUCCUCAUGACCGAGAUGUUCCGCGGCAUGUAUGUCGUGCUGGAGCAGUUCUUUAGACCACCCUACACAAUUUUCUACCCAUUCGAAAAAGGUCCCAUCUCCCCCCGUUUUCGAGGCGAGCACGCCCUCCGCCGGUAUCCCUCUGGCGAGGAACGCUGCAUUGCCUGCAAGCUCUGCGAAGCCGUGUGCCCUGCAUCAGCGAUCACAAUCGAGGCCGAAGAACGAGAGGACGGUUCGAGGAGGACGACACGAUACGACAUCGACAUGACGAAGUGCAUCUACUGUGGUCUGUGCCAAGAGUCGUGUCCGGUAGAUGCGAUUGUUGAGACGCCCAAUGCCGAGUAUGCGACUGAGACGAGGGAGGAGUUGUUGUAUAACAAGGAGAAGCUGCUGUCGAAUGGUGAUAAGUGGGAGCCUGAGUUGGCGGCUGUGGCCAGGGCGGACGCUCCGUAUAGAUGA